AUGGUUAGUAAAAAUCGUGAAGCACAUGUUGUCGUUGCUGUCCAUUUUGGUGCUGUUAAGACAUACAAAGGUAAAUGGGGGAUUUCUAAUAAUUUUGAUGGUUCACGGCUUUUCAUUAAUGACAAUUUUGAUGAGAUGCUAUCGUUCAAGGAAAAGUUUCUUUCAAAACUUGCUUCUUCAACCGAGUCAAGUAGCCAUGCUGGGUCAUAUAUGAUGUGUUCUGUGGAAGAUGAAUUUUUAAACAAUGAUGUUUUUUCACCAAUUGCUUAUCUUGGCUCAAUCACAGAGAAAGUGGUUAUUGUUGGAACUAUCAUAGCAAUCAUUUCUGAUAAGAUGUGGUAUUAUGAUGGGUGUAACCAUUGCAAGUCCAAGCUUGAGCAAAAGUUUGAAACUUAUGAUAAGGAAGAUGGAACAAGUGAUGUUAGAGAUGAGAAGGUGUAUCAAUGUUCCAACAAGGAUUGUCAAGUAAAAGAAUUUUUCCCGCUGUCCAGGUUUAAAAUACCAAUUCGGGUUCAAGAUUCAACCGGUACGGUGACACUUAUAUUGUUUGACCAUGAGGCAUUGAAGUUUGUUGGGAAAACUGCAAAGGAACUUAUAGAAAUUCAGGACGAGUUACUCAAGACAAAUGAGCUUCCAAGAAAAUACCCUGUUGAAUUUGAAACGUUGGUUAACCUAAAGUGUGCUUUCGUGAUCAAACUCAAUCAAAAAUGGAAAAACGACCAGCUUGAUGUCUCUGAUUCGUUUGGUAUGAGUCAGUCUGAGUUCCAAUAUGCUGGUGGUGAAUGCUCUAAGGAUUACGUGGGUGACUUGAAGCAAUCAUCUUCUGAUUUGAAGCGUAACCUUGGUGAUGUUUAUGUGAUUGAAGAGGGAUUGGGGUCGGCAGCAAGUAAGCCUCGCAUGUGUGUUGAGAACAAUGAUAUUGACGAAGAUUUAUGCAAGAAUUGA
Molecule: messenger RNA, 945 nt
Organism: Helianthus annuus (common sunflower)
Lineage: Eukaryota; Viridiplantae; Streptophyta; Magnoliopsida; Asterales; Asteraceae
Exons: 8
Coding region: 1-945 (314 amino acids)
Source: RefSeq, a predicted model, not a curated record